Molecule: messenger RNA, 2567 nt
Organism: Zea mays
Lineage: Eukaryota; Viridiplantae; Streptophyta; Magnoliopsida; Poales; Poaceae
Exons: 4
Coding region: 109-2304 (731 amino acids)
Source: RefSeq, marked validated
CUCCAAACAAAAAUCUCUCCUCUUCCUCCUCCUCCUCUCCCACGAUCCCCACUCCCACCCCACCCCCUCGAUCCCAACUCCACCCAGCCGAGGCCAGCCCAGCAAAUCAUGGCGACGGUCACGCAGGGGGUGCUGCUGCGGCUGCUGCAGGCGAUGCACACGGAGGAGCGCGUGGCGGGGGAGCACCGUUCGCCGGUGCUGCAGGUCACGGGCGUGGUGCCGGCGCUGACAGCGUCCACCUCCGACGCGCCGCUGCUCGCCGCGCCGCCGUCCAACGGCGUGCUCCUCAACCUCUCCGACGGCCUCCACUCCACCUACGUGCAGGUCCCGCCCGCCGACGCCGACGCGCUGCUGGCCGCCGCGCGCCCGCACCUCGUGGGCCACCUCGUCCACCUCGACCGCCUCCGCCUCGCGCGCCCCGUGCCGCGCGCGCUCGGCCUCCGCACCGUCCCGUCCUCCCGCUCCCUGCCCUGCGCUGGCGCGCCCCAGCCGCUCGUCGUGCGCCCCGCCGCCUGCGCCCGCGGCUACGUCAUCCAGCCCGCCGCGUCCGCCGCCGACGCCGCGCCGCCGCUCAUGCCCUCCUGCCCCACCUCCUCCUCCGACGACAACGACGCCAAGCGGACCGUCCUCGGGCCCAAGAACGCCGUCGCCGACCCCGCGCCGCCGCCGCAGCAGCCCGUCAAGCGCCGGUUCUCGUCGCCGGCGCCGCCGUCCAAGCAGCGAGACCCGUCGCCCGCCGCCAAGCCCGCGGUCUCGCGGGCGUCGUCUCCCUCCGUCGGCAAAAGCGCGUCGCGGCCGUCCUCGCCCGCGCUCAGGUCCACGCCCAGGGCGACGUCGCCGGCGCCGUCCAAGUGCGUCGUGCCCAGCCUGGUCGCCGCCAGGGAGGAGAACCGGAGGGCGGCCAGGGAGCCGGCGAUCAUCGUGCCGUCGAGGUACCGCCAGCCGUCGCCGGCGGGCGGGAGGAGGGGCGCCGCAUCUCCGGCCGUCGCCGGUGGGAGGCGGGCGUCCCUGUCGCCUAGCUCGCGCCGGCUGUCCGGGGAAGGGACCGGCAAGAAGAAGGUUGGGGUGCUGGUGGCUGGGAUCUCCAAGAUGACGGAUCUGGGGAGCGGGUCGGCUGCCAAGCCCGGGAGGAAGAGCUGGGACGAUCCCACGCGCACUGUGGCUGCAACGUCCGUCAUGAAGUCUAAGGCCAAGGUGGACAAGGAUACCAUCCUCAGGACUCAGGAAGCAAUGUCGAGGCGGCUAAGUGAUGCUACGACGGAACAAUCCAGUAACGAUGAUUCAUCUGUUGACGAGAAGCCCAAGCAGCCUCGUAAGAAGAUAGACGCCCCUACCUCAGUGAAGGCAAAGACCGCAGCUCCGAAAAUUACACUUCACGACCCUAAAUGGACUGACGGCAGCAUUCCUUUGGACGCACUUCCUGAUAAACUCUCAAAAAUAGGAAAGGAAGCUUUUGAGCGGAGAGAUUCAGCAGCAACUGCUGCAGCUAGCGCCCUGCAAGAGGCAUUGAUCUCUGAAUCUGUGAUCAGGAACAUAAGCAAGUUCUCUGAAAUCUGCGCGUCCGCAAGGGUCUCCAAUCCGUUCCCAACAGUAGAUCUCUUCCUUGUCGUCUGUGAGGAUGCUCUCAAGUGGAAGACCAUCGCUGCCGAGUCUGUGGUGACCAACGGGGCUGAAGAGGAGGAACUGCUGGAGAAGAAAUCGACUUGGCACUGGGUCGGCGCUGCGUUAGCCACUGAUCUCGAGGUCCUCAAGCUUCUGAACGGUGCCACUGGGCCCUUCUCCCGGACGCGGAGCAGCGGCACUACCAACAAGCCAAAUGCAUCUUCGGUGGAACCGCCGAGGACAGCAAGCAUGUCGUCGAAGAAGCAAGCGCAUGGAGCUUCAGCCAAGGCGCAGUCUAAGGCGGCGGCGGUGUCACCAAGCUCCCCGCCGAGGUGCAGCACGUGGAACAUGGGCGAGACAGCUGAGCUCGCCAAGGCCCUGUGGCGCGAGAUGCGCGCGUGGUUCCUGACCUUCGUGGACGAGGCACUGGACGUGGGGUUCCACCUGUUCGAAGAUCAACAGAACGUCGCUGGCAAGGGGAGGCAGCACGGCGGCGGACACAUAACGAUGGUCCUCUCGCAGUUCAAGAAGAUCAGCGACUGGCUGGACCAGGUAGGGAAGAUCGCGGCGGCGGAGGAGGAGGAGCAGAGGACCAAGGAAAAGAUCGAGCUCUUGAAGCGCAAGAUCUACGGGUUUGUCAUUAGCCACAUGGGGUCUGCGUUGGAGAGCCCAGCAUCCGUCUCGGUUUCUUCGAGGAGCUGAGGGCUGUUAGUGGAUGCUUCAUGCUCUGAAGCUCGCUCUCUCUCUCUGCUCGCAGUUUCUGUUCGUACUGGUUCUUCAACUCGUUUAAGAUUGAAAAGGCCACACAGUCAUGUAGCCUGUUGUUGGCGCGGUUCUUUUGUGUUUUCUUUUUGGGAUGCCUAAUUUAUGUUGUGAAUAAAUUACCGUACUGUCAUUUUGGAUACGUGUCUGUUUGUCGGGUAGGAUUAUGAAUGAAAAGUUACUUGGUUCAGUUUGCAUAUGCA